AUGCUGUUCGGUCGUCGAUUCACUUUGGAGACCGAUCAUAAACCGCUCCUGCAGAUAUUUGGCUCAAAGAAAGGUAUUCCCACCUACACCGCUAACAGGCUCCAGCGGUGGGCCUUAACCUUUCUCCUUUACGAUUUCGAAAUUCGCUACAUCUCUACGGAUAGCUUCGGUCACGCGGACAUACUCUCCAGACUCAUCAACCGUCACGUGCGACCAGAAGAGGAAUACGUGAUUGCCAAUCUCCAACUGGAACACAGCAUUCGCACCGUCAUCAACGAGUCGCUGCAGGUUUCCCCGCUCUCGUUCAAGGCCAUCCAGUGCGGAACCAAAAGCGACGCGAAUUUGCAGCAAAUCAUUCGUUUCGUCAACGAAGGCUGGCCGUCGAAGAAGACCAGCAUUACCGAUCCCGGAAUCCAACAAUUUUAUCAACGUCGGGAGUGUCUCUCCGUCGUAGCUGGAUGCCUACUCUAUGGUGAAAGGUUGGUCAUCCCGCCAACGUUCAAAAAGCGCGUUCUCCAACAGCUGCAUAAAGAACACCCCGGAGUUGAACGAAUGCGUUCCGUCGCUCGUCAAUAUGUUUACUGGCCAAACAUCGACGACGAGGUAGCGAAGCUUGUCGCUUCGUGCAACGAGUGUGCCAGCGUAGCCAAGACAGACCGGAAGACUACCAUGGAAUCUUGGCCCGCACCGGAGAAACCGUGGCAACGGUUACAUCUGGAUUACGCCGGUCCGCUGGAUAGGAACUAUUUUCUCAUUCUGGUGGAUUCGUUCACCAAAUGGCCAGAAGUCGUACGAACCAAGGAGAUCACCACCACAGCAACCUUGCGAAUCCUUCGUGGCAUCUUCGCAAGAUACGGUCAGCCGGAAACAUUGGUCACAGAUAAUGGGACACAACUCACCAGCGACCGGUUCGAAUCAUACUGCGACACGAACGGUAUCGUUCACCUGAAGACAGCGCCAUUCCAUCCACAGUCAAAUGGACUAGCAGAGAGGUUUGUCGACACGUUUAAACGGUCGCUCAAGAAAAUCACCGCAGGGGGGGAAACCCUCGACGAAGCCAUCGAUACCUUCCUUCUGUGCUACAGAACAACACCCUGUCGCAGCGCACCUGGUGGGAAAUCUCCCGCUAACCUGAUGUAUGGACGUACGUCUCUGGAAUUACUUCGCCCGCCUAAGCCGCUCUACAAGUUACCUAGUACUAAACAGGAAAAGCAAUCCAACCGGAAGCACGGCGCGAAAGCUCGAAGUUACGAUUCACAAGAUCUCGUCUGGGCUAAGGUCUACUCAGCCAACAAGUGGACCUGGCAGCCUGGCAUGGUGAUCGAGCGCAUCGGUCGGGUUAUGUAUAACAUCUGUCUGCCUGUGAAGCAAAAUCUCAUUCGAUCCCACUGCAACCAACUGCGGACUCGUCACGAAUCUGAAAUAAACGCAGAAGCUGAGACGACACCGGAAACUGCCCAAGUACCGUUGUCUAUUCUCCUGGACAGUUGGGGUUUACGUCCUACUCCUGAGCCGGAAGCUGAUGAACUCGACUUGCCAGCCGAACUCCAAGAAGAUCUGCAGCCACAGAUUAGUCGUCGACGUCAACGAGCCUCCCUUAGCACGCAACAGCAACAACCGAUUCUUACUCGUCAGUCUUCGAGAUCUCGAAGGCAGCCUGCGAGGCCACCACCACCCCAUCGUGAUCCGAAACAGUUACGUUGUCGGAUCACGCAGCUCACUACUGAUAAUUUAUUCGGAAAUCUAUUUUACCGUCCAAAUCCAAACAAAUUGGACGGAUUUAAAAGUACGCCUUCGAAUACAAUGGACCCACUGGAUCCCGUCCCAUUGUCGCACGCCACACGAAGUGCCUCUCUUCCAAUGACCUUGAUCGCGACCCGAGGCCCCAUAGCCUCGAGCUAUAUUUACGCACGGGAGAUAAACAACAAUAAAGGUGACGGCGGCGGUGGCGGUGGAAAAUAUUCCGAACAUUCCACAAAACGGGUUACAUUCGGGGUAAAUGCAUAA
Messenger RNA from Toxorhynchites rutilus septentrionalis, 2007 nucleotides. RefSeq lists its product as uncharacterized. Gene Ontology annotation, biological process: DNA integration. The record is from RefSeq and is a predicted model, not a curated record. Gene Ontology annotation, molecular function: nucleic acid binding. NCBI's taxonomy places the organism in Eukaryota, Metazoa, Arthropoda, Insecta, Diptera, Culicidae. Bases 1 to 2007 code for a protein of 668 amino acids. The transcript has 2 exons.